AUGACUUUACUAAUAAUGAUUACCCUAACCUCAAUAUCAUUGUUACUUGCCGCCGCCGAAACAAUCCCGACAACUUUAGACGGCCCGUUCAAGCCAUUAACCCGCCGGUUCGAGCCGUCUCUACGACGAGGCAGUGACGACUUACCUAUGGAUCAUCCAAGGCUGAGAAAGAGAAACGUUAGCUCCGAUUUUCCAGAACAGAUUGCUUUAGCUCUCUCUACACCAACCUCCAUGUGGGUUUCUUGGGUCACUGGUGAUGCUAUAGUUGGCAAAGAUGUGAAACCGCUUGAUCCUAGUUCUAUUGCUAGUGAGGUUUGGUAUGGGAAGGAGAAAGGAAACUAUAUGCUAAAGAAGAAAGGAAACGCAACAGUUUACAGUCAGUUAUAUCCCUCUGAUGGUCUUCUCAAUUACACAUCAGGCAUCAUACAUCAUGUCCUCAUUGACGGUCUGGAACCAGAAACUAGGUAUUAUUAUAGGUGUGGUGAUAGCUCUGUUCCUGCAAUGAGUGAGGAGAUUUCUUUUGAGACUUUGCCAUUGCCAAGUAAAGAUGCAUAUCCUCAUAGAAUUGCCUUUGUUGGGGAUUUGGGUCUUACUAGUAAUACUACAACCACCAUUGACCAUUUGAUGGAAAACGAUCCCUCAUUGGUUAUAAUUGUUGGGGACUUAACUUAUGCAAACCAGUAUCGUACUAUUGGUGGUAAAGGAGUUCCAUGCUUCUCAUGUUCGUUUCCUGAUGCACCUAUAAGGGAGACUUAUCAACCUCGCUGGGAUGCUUGGGGAAGGUUCAUGGAGCCAUUGACUUCCAAGGUCCCAACGAUGGUCAUUGAAGGCAACCAUGAGAUUGAGCCUCAAGCUUCAGGGAUCACCUUUAAGUCAUAUUCUGAAAGGUUUGCUGUUCCUGCAAGUGAGAGUGGCUCCAACAGCAACUUCUACUAUUCUUUUGAUGCCGGAGGAGUGCAUUUUGUUAUGUUGGGUGCAUAUGUUGAUUACAAUAACACUGGGCUGCAAUAUGCAUGGCUAAAGGAAGACUUGUCUAAAGUUGAUCGCGCUGUGACACCAUGGCUGGUUGCAACUAUGCAUCCACCUUGGUACAACAGCUACUCCUCGCAUUACCAGGAGUUUGAAUGCAUGAGGCAGGAAAUGGAAGAGCUUCUUUACCAAUACCGUGUUGACAUAGUUUUUGCAGGACAUGUACAUGCAUACGAGAGAAUGAACCGCAUAUACAACUACACACUAGACCCAUGUGGACCAGUUUACAUAACAAUAGGAGAUGGUGGAAACAUUGAGAAAGUUGAUGUGGACUUUGCUGAUGACCCUGGGAAGUGUCACUCUUCCUACGAUCUUUUUUUUUUCAAUUCUUUGAAUCUUUCUAAUUAA
Arabidopsis thaliana (thale cress) is the source of this 1377-nucleotide messenger RNA. It is a transcript of the gene PAP23, whose product is annotated as purple acid phosphatase 23. NCBI's taxonomy places the organism in Eukaryota, Viridiplantae, Streptophyta, Magnoliopsida, Brassicales, Brassicaceae. The transcript has 6 exons. Gene Ontology annotation, cellular component: extracellular region. The coding region runs from base 1 to 1377 and encodes 458 amino acids. Gene Ontology annotation, molecular function: acid phosphatase activity; metal ion binding; hydrolase activity. The record is from RefSeq and is marked reviewed.